This is a messenger RNA of Chara braunii, 9134 nucleotides long. NCBI's taxonomy places the organism in Eukaryota, Viridiplantae, Streptophyta, Charophyceae, Charales, Characeae. The record is from the annotation of a GenBank genome assembly.
ACCGACUGUGUGUACCCAACCAUGAGCCUAUCCGUACUCACUUCUUGGACUUGGCUCACGACCGGAGUGGACACUUUGGUUUUGAAAAGACAUACGAAAGUCUAUUGCAAAAGUUUGUAUGGCCCGGGAUGAAAGAAAUGACACGAAAGUUUGUGGCUGAGUGUGAAGUUUGUCAACGCAUGAAAUCGUCUCGGCAAAAGCCCUAUGGGCUGCUGCAUCCUCUUCCUAUUCCUGAUGGCCCGGGUAAGUCUCUUUCCAUCGACUUCAUGGACAUGGGAAAGAAGAGCAGGAAUGGAUACUCACAAGUAAUGGUGAUCAUUGACCAUUUUUCAAAGUUUCUGAAUUUGAUUCCAUUACCACCUCACGGCCCAACUGAUGUUGUGAUCAAGGAGUUUCACAAAAGGUACAUUCUGCAGUAUGGGCCCCCGAAAACUCUUGUGAGUGACCGGGACACUAGGUUCAUAAGUGCAGAUUGGAAGGAGUUCACCUCCCAAAUCUACGACAUCAAAUUCAAGAUGACGUAUGACCGACAUCCCGAAGCCAAUGGACUGGCCGAGGAGGUCAACCAGACUGUGAUCCAACUUUUCCGAGCUCUAAUUGUGCCUGAUCAGAACUCUUGGGAUGAGGAAUUGCUGAUUGUGCAAGGACUGUACAACAACUCCAUACACUCCUCCACAGGGAUGACACCUAAUCGACUGCACCUCGGAUGGCAAAUUCGCAAUCCCCUAUCCUAUCUGUUUCCUGAUCCGCCACACCUGGCCAGCCAGGCUAUAGCGCUAAGUUUGAUCGUUUGCUCUAAGUCGUUGUCGCACCUAUGGAAAGGCGACGCAGUGAAUUUGGAGGGGAGCAUUUAUUACCUACCCAUCGACUUCGACGAUUUUCAGAGAUGUUGUGCUGUGAAGGAACUUUUUGCUGCCCUUGAUGUGGCACCUUUGGAAGCUCUUUUGUGUAUGGGUGGGGCUGCAUAUGAGGUCCUAUUCUGUGGUGGAGCAUCAUCAAGCAAAAAUGCACAAUAUCCUGGAAAAAUCAACAUUCGGCCCUAUAACUUAGUUGAAUCUGCACUUGCUUUGAAGUUCCUGAAAGCCAAUUCUUUAGGAAGGAUUGUCUCAGUACGAGGAUCGGUGGUACGGAUGAGUGUGAUCAAACCAUUGGUGACCUGCCUGAGCUUUAAUUGUGCCAAGUGUGGUGCUGUCACUGUGCAAAUCUUCGAAGAUGGAAAGUACUCUGUUCCAACAAGCUGUUCUCUUGAGGGAUGCAAAUGCAAGACGUUUCAUCCAAGCCGCCCUUCAGUACAUGCAAUUGACUUUCAGAAAAUCAGGUUGCAAGAGGUUGUUUCUAAUGACGCCCACGAGGAAGGAAGGAUCCCGAGGACUGUGGAGUGUGAAUUGAAGGAGGAUCUUGUGGAUUCAUGUCUGCCGGGCGACAUUGUGACAGUUUGUGGGAUUGUGAAAGUCCUCAACGGCGAAGCUGAUGCUGCUUCUGCAGACGAGAGCCAUAAACCAUUCUUUCAAAAACUGUAUGAUGAUGCCGUGCAGAGGGAAAGGGAGGCAGCGGCAGCAGCUAGAGCCGCCGACAUUGCUGAUCAGGUGGCUCUCCUUCGGAUCCCGGAAGCCAAUGCUGACUGGUUCCAGGAAGAACUAGCUGCUGCUGUAGCAGCCUUGGUCCGACUGCGGACCCUGGAAAACCUUGAGUCUCGUAUGACAGCACUCGAGCAGCGGAACGAAGAGCUGCAGGCUAAGGUAAUUAGCCUUGAACAGUCCCAGUUGUCUGCCUCUCGCCCUCCUAACCCUCGGUCCGCUGUAGUCCCGGUCUCUCAAUCAAACACAGCCCUCAUAGUUAGAUCAAGUGGAACCAUGGCAAGCGCAGGAACCGGUGCCAACUCCUCGAGCAGCAGCACCGGCAGUUCUGUGCUGGUCAUGGUCCCAAAUGCAGGGACUUCAGCCCAAAACGCCACAGUCCUUACUGGCGUUCAGCACAACGGUCCCAUGGUGGACAAGCGGGCGGCCAUGCUGCCGUCCAAGUACGACGGGAAGGCAGACAUCACCUCUUGGAUUAGUUCCAUGCGGUCGUACUUUGAGGUCAUGCGGACAGCGCAAGAGGACGGAAGUAUGGUCAUGGGGACUAAUACUGAGCCGGUCGUGCGAAACCACAUUGAGCUCCAAGCUGUUGCUGCAGGCUAUGCACACAUAGACCUGACUGAUUGGCUGAAGGUCACCCCUGUCCGCGUUCUUGAGGAUCUUCUCCUUGAUCGGUACCAGGAUAAACAUGCUGCGCUCAAGGCUAGGCUGAAGCUUGAGGCCCUCAAGGGCCAAACAUGGAGGUCAUCCAUGCAGGCUUUGCAACAGCACUUGACUAGUCUGUUCACCACUCCGGAUCUGGGAAUGACUGAUGUAUCUUGUAUGGAUGUAGUUAUGGGAGUGGCCCCUAAAGUUUACCUCUCCCUGCUAGCACUCAAGGACCAUGCCACCUGGCGAGAGCUCAUGAAGGACCUAGUUGACCUAGAGGCCAAGGACCUCAGCAGGCGCAAGAAGGCGCCCGCUGCAGGUGGAAAACCACAACGCAAGCGGUUUGGAAGCAGCAACCAGCUUGCACUGCAUGACCAUCGGGAGGCUGAAGAUCAGUCCUAUGCGGAUGAUCUGUCUCUAGAUGACGAUCUAGAGCCGGACUCCGAUACGGGCUGUUCUGCAUCAGCCAUUGAGUGUGAUAGAAAUGACGAUGAAAAACUUAAUGCAUUCAGAAAGACUGCUUCAAAUAAGGGGCCUAACCGUGGUUCAGGUAAGGGAACGGUCUUACACCUUCCCAAGAAUGCUAAGAUCCUUGAGAAACCGGAGGACGCUUCUACCAAGCCUUGGGAAGCCCUCCGUAUCAGCCAAAAAGAAUGGGAAAGAAGGUCCAAACUGCGCAUAUGCUUGCAUUGUCAAAAGCCUGGGCAUGCUGUGCAGGAUUGCUAUCGAGCAAGGGAAGCAGGGCAGUCAGUUGCAGGCCCUUCCGAGGAGCCUGGAGCUGAUCAGCAGCGUGCUCUUGAAGCCCAAACUAACGCUGAUUCCAAGGCUGAUGCWGUCCAAGUGUUAUACACUGAGCCUUGGGAGGAGUCCAAAGAGGUCGACCUCCACGCCCACAUGGAGCAUUGGCUGCAGCUCAAGCAGCAACGCCGUGUUCAAGGGAGCGUGGAGCUGACUUUCUUUAAACUGCUCAUUAACCGCCGAUACAUCCACGUGCUGAUUGACAGUGGUUCGACCACUAAUUUCUUCUCUCCGAACGGGAUUAGUAAGGCGGGUCUGGGUAUGAAGCAAGUGGAACUGCAGAACCCUUGCCGGACUCAGGUGGGCAACCAAGAGGUUGUCACUUCCACUCAUGUUGUCAAAGGUGUGCGCAUCACCUUUGACAAAGACCGCACUGUCACACAUGAGCGGAAUUUCUAUGUCCUGGAUAAGUGUCCUUUCGACGCGGUCAUGGGCUUGGGCUGGCUAAAGGCUCAUUGCCUAAGGACCACGUGGGCGGACAACCAGUUCGUGGUACUUGAUGCCAAGGGGAACGAGGGUACCGUCUUAUUAGAUGAGACGCGCGAGUCCCCUGUGACUCUUCUAAGUGCUAACAAAUUCUGCAGGUCAGUGCGCAGGCGCAAGGAAGUCAAGCACAAAAUCGAGAUAAUAGAAGGGAGUGUUCCUCCAAAGGGCUGCGUCUACCGCAUGGGACAAGGCGAGUUGGAGGAGCUGCGGAGACAAAUCGAUGACAUGAUUGAUCGUGGAUGGAUUAGACCUAGCGAGUCUGAAUUUGGCGCACCUGUCUUGUUUGUGCCGAAGAAAGGAGGCAAACUCCGGAUGUGCAUUGAUUAUCGUGGCUUGAAUCAAAUCACAGGGAAGAACGCCUACCCCUUGCCUCGCAUAGAUGAUUUGUUAGAUGCGGCCGGUGGUUGCAAAGUCUUCUCCAAGAUCGACCUCAAGUCUGGCUACCACCAGAUUGAAGUUGAUCCGAGCGACCAGCACAAAACUGCAUUCAAGACGCGCGAUGGGCUGUACGAAUUCAUCGUUAUGCCCUUCGGUCUUACGAAUGCACCGGCCACAUUUCAGUGCCUCAUGGACAAGGUACUCCGCCAUCAGCUUAACAGGUUUGUGGUUGUGUAUCUCGAUGACAUUCUGAUUUUCAGCAAGUCCAUGGAUGAGCACGUCAAGCAUCUUGAGGAAGUUUUGCAAGUCCUCAAAGAGGCUCAACUGCACCUCAACUUGGAAAAGUCUGAGUUUGGUAGGGACAGCGUCAUCUAUCUCGGGCACCGGUUGUCUGCAAACGGCCUUGAGCCGGAGGCAACCAAGGUUGAGGUCAUUCGCAACUGGCCUCAACCGGCGAAUGUACGUGAACUGCGUUCCUUUCUCGGUUUGGCAUCUUAUUACCGGAAGUUUGUGCCCAGAUUUUCUGUUAUUGCGCACCCACUCUCAAGACUGACAAGCAAAAAUGUUGCUUAUGUGUGGUGUGAUAAGUGUGAGACUGCGUUCCAAGCCUUGAAAGAGGCUCUGGUGAGUCAUCCUGUGCUCCGCAUUGCGGAUCCCAACCUCACGUUCGUAGUCACUACGGACGUGAGCCAAUUUGGGAUUGGUGCAGUGAUGCAACAAGAUGAUGGCGAUGGCCUGCGUCCGCUCGAAUAUUACAGCAAACGCAUGCCCAGCCACAAGGUGGCCACUUCCAUGUAUAUGCGAGAGCUUUACGCCCUACGUGAAGCCCUCGCACAUUGGAAGCACUACCUCUUGGGUCGCCACUUCAAGGUCUACUCUGAUCAUCAGACCUUGCAGUGGAUUCAGACACAAUCCGAACUCUCUCCUACGUUGACCCGCUGGCUGCAUGACAUUGAUGUUUACAGUUUUGAGUUGAAGCAUAAGAAAGGCUGUUAUAACCGGGUUGCUGAUGCGUUAUCCCGCCAUCCUGAGUUUUUGACUUGCCUUGUGGGUUCAUACGACCUCCGAAGGAAACUGAAGGAGGAUCUGAUUGAACACACCGCCAAGGAUCCGGACCUCAGUCCCAUCCUUGAGCAGCUCAAGGCUGACCCCAAUAGUCAGCCUGAUUUUCACGAAUGCGAGGGUCUUGUGUUCUGCCGGUAUGGAAAGUUUGACCGUUUGUGUGUACCCAACCAUGCGCCUCUCCGAACUCAUUUCUUGGAUUUGGCGCAUGGUCGGAGUGGACAUUUUGGCUUUGAGAAGACUUAUGGAAGUCUUCUGCAGCAAUUUGAUUGGCCAGGAAUGAAAGGAUCUGCUCAGAAAUUCAUUGCUGAAUGUCAGUUAUGCCAAAGAAUCAAGGUCCACAGGCAUAAGCCUUACGGCCUACUGAGACCUCUCCCCAUUCCUGAUGGACCUGGUGAGUCGAUCUUCAUCGACUUCACGGACAUGGGAAAGGUAAGUGAGGCUGGGAAUUCACAUGUCAUGGUCAUUGUGGACCGCUUUUCCAAAUUUCUGAACUUGAUUCCUCUCCCUCCUCAUGCCCCGAUUGAACUUGUCAUCGAGGAAUUCCAUCAGCAGUACAUUCUGAAGUUCGGCGUCCCGAAAACUAUCGUGAGUGAUCGGGACACCAGAUUCAUCAGCAAAGACUGGAAGGACUUCACGUCCCAGAUCUACGACAUCAAACUAAACAGGACUUCUGGUCGACACCCCGAAGCCAACGGAUUGGCUGAGGAGAUCAACCAGACUGUCAUCCGACUGCUACGCGCGCUGAUUGUUCCAGAUCAGAACACGUGGGACAAGGAACUACACAAAGUGAAGGGACUGUACAACAACAAACUCCAUUCACUCUGCAACUGGCGGAGAGGGAGCAAGAAGAAUAAAUGUCUCUUUGACCUGUGCAUUGAAGCAGUUUCGCUCGUCAAUUCAAGAAACCAGGACCCCCAAGCAAAGGACACAAAGGCAAACCAUUUGGAUGGUGAAGAGGAGGCUGCAGCCAACACUCCUGAUGUCAGGUGGCGGAAACAGUUUCACAGGAGACAGGUUAUUAGACUGGGACAAAAUGAACUAAAUGGACCAAUACUAAAAUCUGGAGGGCCACUCAAUGGAGGACCUGAUGGCAGGAGCGUUACUGGCUGCACUGCUGGAAUGAGACCAGGUGAUUAUCCUAGAGGCCUGGUUAUCACAAUGGUAGAGGAUGGGAUCAUCAUUGGCCGAGUACCAGCUCCGUUAAUGGACGCCGAAGCAGAGGUUGUCGACCUUCACGUUUUCAUCGCGAAGAUCGACCGCGAGUUCAAGACGCAACGGUAUGACGACAUCGACGCACCAUUGCUAUACGUACGCAUUCAGAUCGGAGAGGCGACCUGCAGUGCCUUGAUCGAUUGCGGAGCAUCUCGCAACUACAUCAGCCAAGACUUCAUGGUACGCGCCGGCCUUGGCCCACGUGUCCGGAGGAAGUCCCAGCCUACGCAAGUCACUCUGGCAGACGGUCAUACGCACAAGUCAAUCGACCGGUGCAUUGACGCCAUCCCAGUGUACUUUGCCCCUCACGCAAGUGAGGCGGUGUCCUUUGAUAUUCUGGACACCAAAUUCGACAUGAUCUUGGGCAUGUCAUGGCUGCGAAGCGAGGAUCACCCGGUGAACUUCUUCAACCGCACCGUUCACGUUCGUGAUCGGAACGGAGUAUUAGUUUCAUGCACGGUGCCUCUUCCUCAUCCUUCGAUCAGCUGCCACGUGGUAUCCGCCGCAAGCAUGCGAGCUUCCAUCAUCAGAGACGACAUCGAGGAGAUGGGGGUGUGUUUUCUCCACGCCCUCCCGCCACAUGAUGCUUCAUCGACGGACUCACCUUCGGACCCACGCAUCACCGAGCUUCAGCGACACUUCAUCUGGGCAUAUCAGUCUGAUCCGGACUUCGGCACGCUCUAUGCACAACUAUCUUCGGAUCACCCGCCGGCCAGCCAUUUCCGCAUCGCCGACGGGUACUUGCUCCUCCACUCGAGAGGCAAGGACUUACUAUGUGUCCCACGCGAUCGUCGUCUUCGGACUCGCCUCCUCGGCGAGUAUCAUGAUUCACGACUCGCCGGCCAUUUCGGAGUCGACCGCACUAUUGCACGGCUUCGACAGCGAUUCCGAUGGCCCGACCUCAUUACCGAUGUCACUCGGUAUUGCGACUCUUGCGAAGUUUGCCGACGCAGCAAGCCCCGCAACCGCAAUCCCUACGGCGAGUUACACCCGAUGCCUAUCCCACGGGAACCUGGUCUCUCCAUUGCCAUGGACGUCACCGGUCCGUUUCCUCGCGACCGGCUCGGGUACAACGGCAUCCUCACGGUGGUGGACCGAUUGAAGGGCUUGGCGAGGAGUGAUAUCUUUCUUGGAGAGGAUGGAGGAGACGAUGGUGUUGUCAGUGCGGAUGGUGAAGUAUUGCCCGUGGAGGUACGGUCGCCAGACUGUGAGGAUGUGAAUCACGACGAGGAGUUCCUUCUCGUUGGAGGGGUAAUUCAUCUCCGCGGGAAGGAGCUUCUUGCUUGCGAAGGCGAUAGGGUAUUCGCCAGGUGGAGCCUCGGGGUGAGUGGGCGAGUCCUUAAUGGAGGGGGUCUCGGCGGUGUCGCGGGGGAAAUGUUGGGACAGUACGGCUCCGAUGGCGAAGUCGGAGUCGUCAGUGGUGACAUAGAAAUGGCGAGUGGGGUCGGCGAUCUUGAGGACAGGGGCCGUGGUGAUGGUUUGCUUGAGCGAAUCGUGAUCGGGGAUUCACAACCGGUAGAGGUAAGACCGGCUCUGCGGACACACGAGUCGGUGAUGAAGUUACCGGUGGCUCCAAUGUCGAGGAGGGCCCGGAACUUAGUUGUAGACGCACCAAGGGUGGCAGCGAUGAAUUUGAGGUGGAAACGAGAUGAGUUGGCGGUGGAGAUGAUGGUGUUGAGGCGGCGUUGUUCGUUGCGCAAGCGGACAAGCCAAUCGUGUCGGGCCUGUUCCUCAACAACAUCGGAGAAGGUGAUAGUGGAUGGAUUUGGAAGAAGGGUAGAGGAGCAUGAGGCAGUGGGAGGCGUUUGGGACGCCUGGGAGCCGUCCGGUGGAGGGGGCGUCGCCAGAGAGGGGGGAGGCAAACGAAUUGUCGAUGUUAAAUGGGCCAUCGGUGGGACGGAGGAUGCCACCGAUGGGUGGGCCGACAGAUGUGAUGUCGAUGCCGGGUCAGUGUCCUGGGGACUGUGUGUGGUCGAUUUGGCUGUUGUCCUCAAGGAGGUAGUUGGGGGGGAGUUGUGGCAUUGCGGGGUAAACCCCGGAGGUGGCUUGGGAAUAGGUGGGACGGAUGGUGGGGAUGGCGGAGGUGGUCAUGAUGGGUCGGGAGAGGGCGGUGUGCUGGAUGCGCCGGAUGGGGGAGGAGGUGGAGGGAACGGGACGAUGGUGGAGGUUGAUGGGUUGGUGGAUGUGGUGGUAGAGGUGGUAGGAGUGGAGGAGGUCGGCGGGGGGGUGUUGCUGGAGGCGGCUGUGGAGGAGGGAGUGGUUUGCGCUGUGGAGGAUGGAGUGGUUUGCGCUGUGGAGGAGGGAGUGGUUUGCGCGGUGGUGACGACCAUGAUGGAGGGGAUGGUCCCUUCGAUCAUGGUGACGCGGUCGCAUAUGGACGACAUGUUGGCCUUUAUGUCGUCAAGAGAGGCGGUGACGAAGGUUCGGAGGGUGUUGACGGCGAUUGCUCUGGCUUUGGUAGGGGGAGUGCAAAAGCAUGUGGGUGACAAUGACAGGGUUCCUGUCAGAGGAGAUCUUCAUGUCUUGGUUGUUGGUGACCCUGGUCUCGGAAAGAGCCAGCUGCUGCAGGCUGCGGCUGCUAUUGCACCACGAGGAAUCUAUGUGUGUGGGAACACAACAUCAACGGUUGGGCUGACAGUGGCAGUUGUGAGGGACAGCAUGACUGGAGACUAUGCCUUCGAAGCAGUGGUUGGAAGCAGCACUGGUGUAGAGCAGCGCUGUGGGGAAGAGGAGCACCCAGUUCUCCACCUUGGCUAUGGUGGAGGAGCUCGGGUAGGAGGAGGGGGGAGAAGGGGACUAGGAGACGGGAGCGCCAGGGGUACUUACCUGGCCAUGGUGGAUGCCAUCUUCAUCACCCUGGUACGCGGUGCAUCUGGAAGUCCCCCGUUGCGGUAUUGCUACAUCAAAUAGCUUCAAGGCAGAGUCAGGCAUGGCGGCCUGAGAGGAAAAGGCCAUAGCUGCUUUACAUUU